Messenger RNA from Cololabis saira (Pacific saury), 1739 nucleotides. RefSeq names its product transmembrane serine protease 5 (gene tmprss5). Gene Ontology annotation, cellular component: membrane. Bases 50 to 1432 code for a protein of 460 amino acids. Gene Ontology annotation, biological process: proteolysis. NCBI's taxonomy places the organism in Eukaryota, Metazoa, Chordata, Actinopteri, Beloniformes, Belonidae. The record is from RefSeq and is a predicted model, not a curated record. The transcript has 13 exons. Gene Ontology annotation, molecular function: serine-type endopeptidase activity.
UGAACACGGAUGCCACUGCCCUUUCCUCAGGACGGCACGCAAGGAAAACAUGAGUUUUGAUGGAGACACACUAUCAGUGAUUGAAAACCCGGUGGCUGUGAGUCAUCCUUUUCACUCAGAGACAACAGCGGGAGUUGCAGGAACCAAAGGAGCCCAGGGCUGGUUGAAGGGCAAUCCUUCUACGACUCACGCUCACAGAUUGGUGAGGCUGCUGGCAGCGGCGUGUGCCGUCGGACUCCUGGGAGGCUUAGUUGUAGGUGUCUGGUUUCUAGUCAAACUUCUUCUGAGACCAUCCUCUUCCCAGACACCAGUAGGACUCGGCGAUACAAAGGAGACAUCGUUCUGUAAUGUCACGGAGGAUGUUUCUAUCUCUGAUCCGAGGAAAGUGUUUUAUAGAAUCAGCCAAGAGAACUCCCUCCUGGAGAUCCAGCUGGAGAAGCUGCCGACCUGGCUGCCAGUGUGCUACGAGAGGUGGAACUCCUCGCUGGGAACACUGGUCUGCAGACAGCUGGGUUAUCUGAGACUGACCAAGCAUAAAGGAGUAAAUCUAACAGAUAUUGGGCCAAACUACACUGACGGCUUUAUUCAAAUUACACCAGAGCACAAGAGCAGUCUGGAAAAUAUGUGGCAGUUAAGGGGAAGCUGUAUCACAGGGAAGGUUAUCGCUUUACAAUGUUUUGAGUGUGGGACACGAGCAAAGCUGCCCAGGAUAAUAGGGGGAGUUGAGGCCACGCUGGGCAGGUGGCCCUGGCAGGUCAGCCUCUACUACAGCAACCGUCACACCUGCGGAGGCUCCAUCAUCACCAGACAGUGGAUAAUCACAGCUGCCCACUGUGUGCACAACUACAGGCUACCUCAGGUGUCCAGCUGGUCGGUCUACGCCGGCAUUGUGACCCGCAGCUCGGCCAAAGUGGCCCAGCACACAGGAUAUGCUGUGGAGAAGAUCAUCUACAACAAGGACUACAACCACCGGAGCCACGACAGCGAUAUAGCCCUGAUGAAGCUGCAAACACCACUCAAUUUCUCAGACACAAUCAGGCCCAUCUGCCUGCCGCAGUAUAACUAUGAUGUCCCAGGUGGCACACAAUGCUGGAUUUCUGGAUGGGGAUACACACAACCUGAUGGGGUACAUUCACCUGACACUCUGAAAGAGGCGCCAGUUCCUAUAAUAAGCACAAAGAAAUGCAACAGCUCUUGCAUGUACAAUGGAGAAAUCACACCUCGGAUGCUUUGUGCAGGAUACACAGAAGGGAAAGUGGAUGCAUGUCAGGGAGACAGUGGCGGGCCUCUGGUUUGCCAGGAUGAAAAUGCAUGGAGGCUGGUAGGGGUAGUGAGCUGGGGAACGGGCUGCGCUGAGCCAAACCACCCUGGGGUUUACACCAAAGUGGCUGGAUUCUUGGGCUGGAUCUACGACAUGAUUGAGAAUUACUGAGAAUGGAUCAAGAAACACAAGAAGAAGAUACUGCUAACAGAACUGUUUGAGACAUUUGACAACUAUAGUUAACAUAUUUAUAUUUUAAAUGUCAGUUAUAAAAUGUACAGAUAAUCAGAGUGGAAAUAUUGAAUACAUUUUUACGUUAUAUUUUUCGUGUAUUGAGUAAAUUAUGCCACUUUAAACACAGUGUUGAGGGUGAUUCUUUACCCGUAGUUGCGCCGUGCACCACUAGGGGGCGACUGUGUCAUGUCGUUUCCAUAGCAACUGCAAACAUUAACCAAGUAAGUGUUGUUUGAGACAACGU